AAGUGAACCGAACCAAAGUUAAAGUUGUUGGAGAAGUGCGGUUCUCUCUCUGUCUCUGAAUAUCUGUGAGUGAGUGAAACAAUAAAAACAGAACAAAGCGAUGUCGUUAAAGACACUAGUAACUUCUCCGAUUUCCGGUUUUGCCCUUUUCGUCCUUUUCCUUGCUCUUCUUCUCCGAUUCUCCAUCACUUCACAGAGAUUGUUCACUACUGAAGAGCUUGCAUUGUUCAAUGGAACUGAUCCAGGGUUGCCAAUCCUUAUAGGAAUUCUUGGGUCUGUGUUUGAUGUAACUAAGGGAAAAUCACAUUAUGGUCCAGGAGGAGGUUAUCAUCACUUUGCUGGAAGGGAUGCUUCUCGCGCUUUCUUCUCUGGAAAUUUCACUGGAGAUGGACUCACUGACUCAUUGCGCGGUCUGUCUAGCACUGAGGUCAAGAGUGUAGUUGACUGGAGGGAUUUCUACUUAAGAUCUUACAAGCCUGUUGGCAAGUUAGUUGGUCGAUACUACGAUAGCCGAGGGAAUCCUACAAAAUAUUUGAAAGGGGUCGAAGCUAAGGCGGCAAGAGGUGCUCAGCUUCUAGAAAAGCAGAAGAUUGAAGAGGCUAAACAACCUCAAUGCAGUUCAAAAUGGAGCCAAGAUGAGGGCGGUGAGGUAUGGUGUGAUGUUGGCUACCCUAGGUUGGUCAAGAGACCAAUAGAAAUUGCUUUGACCGGGAAGAUGAGUAAGCGUUGUGCUUGCUUUGAAGAGUCUCAGUUAGGGCAACCUGGGUUAGAGGUAUACGAAGGCUGUGACUACAAUGCUAACAGGUGCAAAGUAUAACCAGGAUUCUAAUACAAAUAGGAAUUUUGUUUUUGAGGUAUAUAUGUAUUUUGAAUAUAUGUAUAUUAAGGCUUAUUUUAAUGAAGCUAGUAAUUGAGGUGUUUGUUUAUUA
Messenger RNA from Medicago truncatula (barrel medic), 929 nucleotides. RefSeq names its product membrane-associated progesterone-binding protein 4. Bases 101 to 817 code for a protein of 238 amino acids. The record is from RefSeq and is a predicted model, not a curated record. Lineage: Eukaryota; Viridiplantae; Streptophyta; Magnoliopsida; Fabales; Fabaceae. The transcript has 8 exons. Gene Ontology annotation, cellular component: membrane; endomembrane system.